AUGUUUAUGAAAGAAAUCAUGUAUUUAAUUCCAUAUCAAAAUGCAGCAUUUUAUCUUGCUCAUGAAUUCGGUCAUCAACUUGGACUCGUUCAUCAAGUUGAUACUCCGUGUUAUACAAAUUCUUAUAUGUCAGUCAUGACUAGAUCACAUACAGUUUCAUAUGAACAAGCACGUUGGUCACAAUGUGAAAAUAAAUGGAUUAAUAAUAAUAUUUGUCAGUUCGAAUGUCUAUUUAAUAAACCAGAUAAUUAUGAACCAAUUAAAAAUAAAUAUGCAACAUUACCUGGACAACUUAUGAAUAAUGAUCAACAAGCAAAAAUGAUUGAGCCUAAUAAAAAUAGUUUGGGCGAGGUUUCGUCUUUUACAUUUAUGCCGUCCGAUGUAACUAGUCGAUGUUUAUAUUUUCGUUAUUAUAUUGGUGAAUCAAAUGGUGGUAAGUUUGUUUUGUUGAAUAAGUUUGGCUAUGAUUUAGUUUAUAGAAGAAGAGUCAUUUUUUCAGAAAAUAAAUAUGCAUUCAGCCCGAUGUUACCAGGUUCAGAAUGCGGUGAAAAUUCAAUAUGCUAUCUCGACAAAUGUGUUUCAAAUAGUGAUCUUGAUUCAUCAUUGUUGAUUAAAGACUAUGAUAUUGAAACACUUAAUUUACAUGCACAUUGUACUUCAGGUCAUAAACCCGAAGAUUUAACAGCUAGUAAUCAUGAUCCACAUCAUCGAAUUCAGUGUAUUGAUUGGGAAAACGAUUUUUUAUGUCAAAAAUCACAGAAAUGUCCAACAGAUGGUGCUUCGAGUACUGUUGAUCUUUAUCGGAAACAUAUAUGUUGUGCAACAUGUUCAAAAGAUAUUAAUUCAGUCGUUGAUACAUUCAAUCGAGCAAGAUUAAAUCAAACGCGCUCAACAUUCACAUUCAUUAUUAUUAUUACUACUAUCAUUAUAGGAUUUUUUCUCGUAACGUGA
Rotaria socialis is the source of this 951-nucleotide messenger RNA. Lineage: Eukaryota; Metazoa; Rotifera; Eurotatoria; Philodinida; Philodinidae. The record is from the annotation of a GenBank genome assembly.